Molecule: messenger RNA, 915 nt
Organism: Metarhizium brunneum ARSEF 3297
Lineage: Eukaryota; Fungi; Ascomycota; Sordariomycetes; Hypocreales; Clavicipitaceae
Source: RefSeq, a predicted model, not a curated record
AUGUCACUAAAUCCAAAGCCUGGCGCCUCUUCUAAAGCCGCCGACCAAGAAGCCCUGUCAUGGAUGCAGAACCUCAGCCCAGCCGUUUCGUACUACGACCCUCAUCAUGAAUCACCAACUUCGGGAAAGGAGCCUCAACUCAUUCUCAUCCUAUCAUGGAUGGGCGCACGACAAGUCCAUAUAUCGAAAUAUGCACUACAAUAUAGGAGAAUCUACCCAUCAUCACGAAUCCUCAUCGCGCAAUGUCCCCUCACUCAUGUCGUGUUCCCUUGGCGCACACGACGCGACCUCUCUCCCGCCCUGCCCUACCUUCGCAACAUGUCGGAGCGCCAACAAAAAGCAGACGAAGCCGGUGAUACGUCACCAAAGAUGCUUAUCCAAAUGUUCUCAAACGGCGGCAUCCACACAGCCAGUUGUCUCCGCAGCAUGCUCCGCGGCGGACAACCACACGGCACACCAGUUUUACCACGAUAUGUGCUAGUGUUCGACUCUUGUCCGGGGUAUUUUCGGUGGAUGAGCUCCUACAACGCCCUGAUGCAAAUGCUUCCGUGGUGGACUGGUCCCGUCGUGCACUCCAUCAUCGCCAUGGUCUGCUUGUACCACUUCCUCCGCCGACUUCCGGCUAUUCAAAAUCGAAAUGCCCGAGCGCUCAGAUCUCCAGGACUAUUAGCAAGAGAAGAGAGGCGGACAUAUCUAUAUGGAACAGAAGACGACUUGAUCCUGUGGCAGGAUGUGGAAGAUAAUGCCCGAAAGGCCAAGGAGGCUGGCUUUACUAUCAGACUGGAAAAGUUUGUGGGUGCCAAACACGUGGACAUCAUGAGGGCAGAGCCAGAGCGCUACUGGAAAGCCAUACAAAAUUCAUGGUCGGACGGGCCACCAACGGGAUAUCAACAACCACCAUCGAGCGGCUCGUAA